AUGAAGAAGAGAUCUCGUGCCUGCGAAGCUUGCCAGGCUCUCAAAGUCAAGUGCGAACCAUCCCCCGGAGAGUCAUCCAUCUGUGAGCGAUGCUCUCGUUACAGUCUCACUUGUGUCCCUGCUGCGAGAAAGUGGCAGAGAGAUAGGAUUGCUGAGCUGGAGGAGCAGGUUAGGAAUCUACAGGAUAAGCUUGAUGGUGCUACCAAUUCGACUCUGGGGUUGUCGACUUAUGCUGCUUCGACGAGGGCUACUUCUGUGUUCUCUGAUGGAGCUUGGCCGCAGACAAGUGCUAAGCCAUCCGAACUCGGCUUUCUGAAUUCUCGUCUAGACUACGAUACUCAGCUUCGAUGUCUACAAGUCUGCUCAACAACCGCUGGACAGUUCUGGUACCUUAUACCUCCCGUCGACACCACCUCAGCACGCUCAUGGCUAGACUCCCUCAGGGCAGGAGCCCCCGUCAAGCUCAUAUCCAUGCUGGCCUUCACCAUGUCCCCCUCCUCCGCCGAGAUCGAUCCCCAAACGCAGGAAGACUUACGAAUCAAGACCUUUGAAAUCCUCGGCCAAGCAGCUGUCGGUCUCAAACGGCCCUCCCUAGAUCUGAUCCAAGCCGCGCUAAUAACCGGUCUCUGGAUCAGACCCUCCCUGGACUGCAAUCACGGGAACCCGAACCAGCUUGUCUCGCUGGCACACGAUCUCAGCGUGGAGCUUGGCCUUGGAGGUGCGGAGAUGCAGACUUCUGCACCGGCGUGGUUCUUCCGCAUCUAG
Molecule: messenger RNA, 765 nt
Organism: Fusarium subglutinans
Lineage: Eukaryota; Fungi; Ascomycota; Sordariomycetes; Hypocreales; Nectriaceae
Product: cercosporin resistance
Exons: 1
Coding region: 1-765 (254 amino acids)
Biological process (GO): regulation of DNA-templated transcription
Cellular component (GO): nucleus
Molecular function (GO): zinc ion binding; DNA-binding transcription factor activity, RNA polymerase II-specific
Source: RefSeq, a predicted model, not a curated record